GAAAAAAAGAAAGGAUUCUUGGCUGAGCUCCGAAUUCUACGCCAUGCGCAGCACCCCCACGUCAUCAAGAUACUGUAUGCCUACAUCUUUGACGGCCUCUCAGACCAAAAGUAUGCAGCUAUCGUCAUGAUGCGGGGCAAAACUUUCCCCGAAAGCUUCUCGACGUGGAAACCGGAGAAGAUGUAUCAGGCGAUGGAAUGUCUGGCGGGGGCCUUAGACUAUCUCCAUGCGAUUGGAAUCCGCCAUCGAGACAUCAAACCGCAAAACAUCCUCUUCGACAACAAGAAGCCGUACUUUCCAUACUUUGCCGACUUUGGAAUAUCAAGAAUGGCCCUGAUAAAGACACUCUCAACAACAAAACCCUUUGCUGAGAAGGGAAGGACUGCCCAGUUCUGCGCCCCGGAAGUAGAAGAUGGAGGCUCUCGCGGUCGAUCAGCAGAUGUAUUCUCCUUGGCGACAGUUUUUGUGGAGAUGCUG
This is a messenger RNA of Hyaloscypha bicolor E, 477 nucleotides long. RefSeq names its product kinase-like protein. Gene Ontology annotation, cellular component: nucleus; cytoplasm. Gene Ontology annotation, molecular function: protein serine/threonine kinase activity; ATP binding. The record is from RefSeq and is a predicted model, not a curated record. NCBI's taxonomy places the organism in Eukaryota, Fungi, Ascomycota, Leotiomycetes, Helotiales, Hyaloscyphaceae. Gene Ontology annotation, biological process: mitotic DNA damage checkpoint signaling; protein phosphorylation. The transcript has a single exon. The annotation marks the transcript as partial.